This is a messenger RNA of Conger conger (European conger), 4428 nucleotides long. RefSeq names its product atrial natriuretic peptide receptor 1. The record is from RefSeq and is a predicted model, not a curated record. Bases 1 to 3150 code for a protein of 1049 amino acids. NCBI's taxonomy places the organism in Eukaryota, Metazoa, Chordata, Actinopteri, Anguilliformes, Congridae. Gene Ontology annotation, cellular component: membrane. The transcript is spliced from 26 exons. Gene Ontology annotation, biological process: cGMP biosynthetic process; intracellular signal transduction; protein phosphorylation. Gene Ontology annotation, molecular function: guanylate cyclase activity; protein kinase activity; ATP binding.
AUGACUUUCACCUUACUGCUCUCUAUGCCCAACACCUCCCUAUCGUUCAGCGUGGGACGAAUUGGAGCAGGAGCUUUGGUUGCCAUAGAUGCGGUCAACAGAAGUCCAGACCUACUACAAGGUCACCGGCUGGAGUACGACUACAUGGAUGAUGAGUGCAGCGCAGUCAGGGGCUCGGGAAAGGUCGUCAGUCUGCAGCACCAGCGCAACUACAGCGCGUUCAUAGGGCCUUGCUGCUCAAAGGUGUGUUCCCAAAUUGCCAGACUUGCAGCCUACUGGAACAUUGCUGUGGUCAGCCCCAUCUGUGCAGACCAGGAGUUUCUGGAGAAGAAGGACUUCCCAACCCUCACCAGAGUAUUUGGCCCCUUUACCAAGAUGGGCUCCUUCUUUGUGAAGAUAUGCAGGAACUUUGGCUGGAAGCGCAUCGGCAUCAUCCACAGCAACGAGCCCACCUGGACCAUGCCUGCUGCAGGGAUCAGGUACUCAGCGGAAGAUAAUAACAUUACUGUGGCCGCAUUUAAGGAGUUUCCUGACCUGGAUGGGCGAGAAAACGCCUCCCUCUCUGCGAGCAUCCUGAGGGAGGUCACAGCUGUAGCACGCAUCAUUGUAAUCUCAGCUCGAGGCGAGAUGGUGAGGACCUUUAUGAUGGAGGCCUACAAAGAAGGGUGGAUCAAUGGGGAUUAUGUCUUCUUCUGCUUGGAACUCUUCGAGCAAAAGGAUAUGUUUGGGAAUUUCAGUUGGAAGAGAGGAGAUGCAUAUGACUCCAUGGCCAGGAAGGCUUACACAGGUCUCUUUCGCCUGUCCCUGUACAAACCUGAUGAUGAGCGCUACCAGAACUUCUCUGCUGAUGUCAUCCGAAGGUCGAAAGAUGACUUUGGCUACACGUACACUUCGGAUGAGAAGGUGUCCGUUCUGGCUGCCCUUUCCCAUGAUUCUGUGUGGCUGUAUGCCCAGGCACUGAACGAAACACUGUCCGAAAAUGCUGAUCCCUACGAUGGCUAUGCCAUCACCCAGAAGAUGUGGAACAGAACCAUCACAGGCAUUCAGGGUGACGUGACAAUCGAUGAUAAUGGAGACAGGGAGUCGGCCUACAUGAUGCACCACUUCCAGCAGAGCAGCGGGGAGUUUGAGGUUGUUGCAAGUUACUGUGGAACAAAUAAAACUUUUGAACAAGUGGAGGGGGUCAUUAUCAGAUGGCCAGGAGGCAGAACGACCCCCCCUUUGGACACCCCUGGGUGUGGAUACAGAGGAGGGCGAUGCCCCCACGCUGAAAGGAUCCUGAUGAUUGCUGUUGGGCUGAUAGUCAGCUUGUUGGCUGCUGGGACAAUCAGCAUAAGUCUCCUUUACAGGAAAUACAAGCUCCAGGAGAAGGCUUCGAUGAUGUCAUGGAAGGUCAGCUGCAAUGAGGUCACUAUAAUGACAGAGCCAUGCACAACCCCUUCAGCAUGCCAGGUGACUUACUUCAAAAGCAAAUCAAUACCCUCGUCUUGGGAAGCAGUGGAUGGUAACACAGAGGGCCAGCUCCCAUGCCACAGGACUGCGGUGUAUAAAGAGAAUGUGUGUUCGAUUCGCUUCUUGAAUGUGAAAAGUGCCAACCUGAACAAAGAGAUAAUCACAGAGUUGAAACAGUGCAAAGAUUUAAUCCACCCAAACAUCUCCAGCUUCAUCGGAGCCUGUUUAGAUCCUCCUCAUUUUUUACUUUUGACUGAGUUCUGUCCCAAAGGAAGCCUGCAGGUAAUUAAUUUCAUGUUUUUACAGAUACUUGGUUUCUGUUCUGUAAAUAAGCCCCAGGGAAUAUGUUUGCUUAAUCCCAUGGUGCGAUUUCCAUUUCAGGACAUCUUGAGAAAUAAUUCCAUCAAACUUGACUGGACUUUUAAGUAUUCCCUGAUGCUGGACAUCGCAAAGGGAAUGGACUACCUGCACCGCAGUCCCCUGCGUUCCCAUGGCCACCUGUCCUCCUCCAACUGCGUGGUGGACAGCAGGUUUGUGCUGAAGGUCACCGACUACGCGCUCGGCCACCUGAGGUGCAGGGCCGGGGGAGAGACGGAGAGAGGUUGCUGUGACUGGCAGAGCUUACUGUGGACAGCACCAGAGCUCCUGAGGCACCGGGGGUCCCCCAAGGGCACCCAGAAGGGCGACGUUUACAGCUUCGGCAUCAUCGUCCAGGAGAUUGUGUACCGGUGUGGCCCCUUCUUCAUCCCCAGCUGCGUCCUGAAGGCCAGAGAGAUCGUGGAGAGAGUGAGGGCGGGGGGGUGCAGCCCGUUUAGACCCCACGCAGACGCAGCAGAGUGCCCGGAGAGUGCGGAGGCGCUCAUGAGGAGCUGCUGGAGGGAAAACCCUGCGGACAGGCCAGACUUCUCAGCCCUGAAGGUGGUGGUGAAGAGGCUGUGUCCCAGUGGAGGGAGCGACAACAUUUUGGAUGACCUACUGUCUCGUAUGGAGCAGUACGCCAAUAAUCUGGAGGAGAUUGUGAAUGAGCGCACGGCGCAGUUCCUAGAGGAGAAGAGGAAAGCUGAGAGCCUCCUCACCCAGAUGUUGCCAAGACCGGUUGCCAUCCAGCUGAUAGCUGGGAAGGCAGCGCGAGCUGAGACCUACGACUGCGUCACCAUCUAUUUCAGCGAUAUUGAAGGAUUCACAGCCAUGUCUGCCAGGAUCUCCCCCAUGGAGGUGGUUAAUGUGCUGAAUGACUUGUACACGUUCUUUGACAAUAUCAUCGACAGCCAUGAUGUUUACAAGGUAGAAACUAUUGGUGAUGCCUACAUGGUCGUGUCUGGCCUGCCUAUUAGAAAUGGCGAUGACCACGCUAAAGAAAUAGCCAGGAUGUCCUUAGCAAUUGUACAUGCCAUGAAGCAGUUUCAAAGUGAGCAUGUGCCAAACCAACAGCUAAAGGUUCGCAUUGGACUCCAUUCAGGUCCCUGUGUGGCGGGAGUGGUUGGACUGAAAAUGCCACGCUAUUGUUUAUUUGGAGACACUGUAAACACUGCCUCGCGGAUGGAGUCCCAUGGGUCCCCCCUCAAGAUCCAUGUAAGCAGUGCAACCAAGGCCCUCCUUGAUAAAUUUGGAACAUUUCACUUGGAGCUGAGAGGAGACAUUCCUAUGAAGGGAAAGGGCCUAGUGAGGACAUUCUGGCUUCUGGGCGAAGAGCCAUAAAAAUUGUAUGCGUAUCGAUAUUUUUACGGAUUACGCAGUUCUAAGAAAAUCCACCUUGAACCUGUAACUUAUUUCUAUUACUACUUCAUACACAUUCUGUGUCAAGGAUAGAGAAUAGCACUUAGAGAGCUUACCAUUUCACAAUUACACGUCCCUUGGUCAUCUCGUGUCGCCUUUUGUAAUUAUGUGAUCAUUUGUCAUCUGAUGAUGCUAAUUCCACUUGCAAGCCAUUGUGUGCUCUCACAAAAAUUCUUCAGCUUGAUGAAGUAAUUCACAUUUCCAGUUCCUGUAUACUGUGGUGUCGCUGUGCUUUAUUGGACAUGUGUUGAAUACCGUAUUUAAACGACAGAUUAGAAGGUUGUUUUGCAAAGUAUCGUCCCUACUGGAAUCAAAGAGCCUUUUCAGUUCUUGGUUCCACAUCAAAGCAAGGCCAGUUCUCUCAAGUGCUUCUCUGGCUCAACAUCCUGCUUGUCAAGCAUAUGAGGUAGUUAAAGCAUGAAGAAAAUAGUUUGUGUCUUACUUUUUUCAAAAUGUUUUGGGGGCAAAGUCUUAUCUCACCCGACACAUGAAACAAACAGGAAAUGUUAGCCAUUUAGUGAACAGCUUAAAUAUAGCAAGUACGAAUAUUAAUCUUUCAGCCAGACCAAAAAUCUAGAAAGUUAUGUGCCUGCCCUCUUGUCCUCUACCCCAUCACGAAAACAGUUAUGUAAAUCGUCUCUUUGGCUUUUGCCAACUUGUUUGAUUAUUUUUGUAAAUCAAAACCAACGGGACCCACUUUAGUGGCACGAAAACAAAUGUUAAAAGCUGUUGUGACUCCACCCUCAUAAUUUCACGAUUCAAAGACCCACUUCAUAGAUAUCAUCUUAAUGUUGUUAAAUUGCAGCUGCUGAAAUGAUAUUUUGCCCUCUAUCAUAUUGCCCUUCUGUUCAACUUUCUUUACAGUACAUUGAAAAAGGGCAGCCAUCCUGCAGUUUGUAUUUCAUAGUUUUUUAUAUACUCAAGGUCCAUCAUCUCACUAUGAUCAUGGAUUUGAGGGGUGAAUGAACAAUGGCAUAUCCAGAGUCUUACCCAAAGAAAGAACCUAUGUCUGAGCAACACAUUAUUCCAGGUUUAAUUAAGAAAUAAUAAUAGAGAACAGAUGGGAAAAGGUGGGAAGAUAGACAGCAUAAUGCAAUGGAGAGAAGAAAACUUAAGAAAGUGUCAGGUUUUUGUAAUUUCCUUUUAGUGGGCAGUUAUAAAGUGAAUUAUUGUUUGUUGUUUGCAACACAUUAUCGUAUU